Messenger RNA from Ascoidea rubescens DSM 1968, 1239 nucleotides. RefSeq lists its product as uncharacterized. Gene Ontology annotation, molecular function: pyrimidine nucleotide-sugar transmembrane transporter activity. Gene Ontology annotation, cellular component: Golgi membrane; intracellular membrane-bounded organelle. The coding region runs from base 1 to 1239 and encodes 412 amino acids. Gene Ontology annotation, biological process: pyrimidine nucleotide-sugar transmembrane transport. The record is from RefSeq and is a predicted model, not a curated record. The transcript has a single exon. NCBI's taxonomy places the organism in Eukaryota, Fungi, Ascomycota, Saccharomycetes, Ascoideales, Ascoideaceae.
AUGGCAAAACUCACUUCUAAUUCACUUACGUUGAUUUUUUUGGUUGCAGGCGUCUUAACAACUGGCUGUUUGAACUCCAUAUUUACAAAAUAUCAGGAUAACCAAUGUGUCGACAACUGUGAAGAUCCAAAUCCAUCUAAUCAAAAGAAAUUCGAACAACCUGUUUUACAGACUUUGCAAAUGUUUAUUGGUGAGUCAACUUGCUGGCUAAUUGUCUUAGCCAAUUAUUUGAUCAACGAUUAUCAAAAGAAAAACUAUAAGCCUUUAUUGACAGACGAUAAUGAUAUUAAUGACAGUAAUGACCUCGAUCAAAUCAAAUUAAAAAAAAAAAUGUCCUUCAAGGACUCCUUGAUCCUAUGUUUCCCCACCAUUUGCGAUAUCUUAGGUACAACUCUUAUGAACUUGGGUUUAUUAUACACUCCAGUUUCUAUUUACCAAAUGACAAGAGGUGCUUUAGUUAUCUUUGUUGCUUUAUUUUCAAUUUUCUUUUUGAAAAAACACAUCACUAGAGUUGAGUGGUUAUCCUUAUUUCUAGUCUUUUUAGGUGUGGGAAUUGUCGGUCUUAGUGGCAGCAAAAGCCAUAAUCAAGAACAAAAUUCCAUACCAAAUCAGCUUGCAAAUGAAAUAAACAAUCAAAUCAAUAAAUCUGUCAACUGGAAAGUCUUUGUCGGUAUUGGCUUAAUCCUAUUAGCUCAAAUUUUCACUGCCUCUCAAUUUGUCUUGGAAGAGCACAUCUUAUCAAAAUUACAAAUAACUCCUGCAAAAGUCGUUGGUUAUGAAGGUUCUUAUGGCACGAUUAUAACUUUCAUCUCAAUGAUUUUUUUGCAUCUUUUCAUUGGCACUGGUCCAUUCAACUUAGUUGAGGCCUUUUCUCAAAUGUUUAAUAACUCGAAUAUCCUAUUAUCCUCGAUCGCUAUCAUGAUAUCCAUCUCGUGUUUCAAUUUUUUUGGAAUCUCAAUAACAAACAAGUUAAGUGCAACCUCAAGAUCAACUAUCGAUACCUGCAGAACUCUACUAGUUUGGUUCGUAUCAAUGUAUCUAGGCUGGGAAUAUUUCAAAUUCUUACAAUUAAUAGGGUUUUCCUUUUUGGUAUUUGGCACUUUAGUAUUUAACAAAGUGAUCUUUAUUGAUGAUUAUUUGCCAUUGUUCUUCAAGAAGGGCUUAUCAUUACAUGAUGAAAGAUCCUAUAAUCAACCUUUCCUCAAUGAAGUAGUUGAUGAACCAAUUGAAAGAAUGUGA